This is a messenger RNA of Toxotes jaculatrix (banded archerfish), 753 nucleotides long. RefSeq names its product trypsin-3-like. The transcript is spliced from 5 exons. The record is from RefSeq and is a predicted model, not a curated record. Gene Ontology annotation, biological process: proteolysis. Bases 10 to 753 code for a protein of 247 amino acids. Gene Ontology annotation, molecular function: serine-type endopeptidase activity. Lineage: Eukaryota; Metazoa; Chordata; Actinopteri; Toxotidae.
ACAGAAGGCAUGAAGCUUUUCCUUCUUCUCACUCUCUUUGGAGGGGCAGUUGCCCUGGCGGGAGAUGACAAGAUUGUCGGAGGGUAUGAGUGCCCGAAAAAUUCUGUGCCCUACCAAGUGUCUCUCUUCACUGGGUACAACUUCUGUGGUGGGACUCUUCUGUCUGAUGAAUGGGUGCUCUCUGCUGCACACUGCAAACCAAAGUCGAAUGUUGAAGUUCGGCUGGGAGAGCACGACAUCUGGGAACCUGAGGGGACUGAACAGCACAUCAUGUCGGCCAAGUUCAUCCGCCACCCUGACUACAACCCCCGCACGCAGGACAGUGAUAUCAUGCUUAUCAAACUGAGUCGACCCGCUACUCUGAACAGCUUCGUGCGCCCUGCAACUCUUCCUUCAAAGUGUGCCAGUGACGUGACAAUGUGCCAGAUCUCUGGAUGGGGGAGUCUUCGACCCAGUGACGAAGGCUCAAGGUAUCCUCAUAAGUUGCAGUGCCUGGAUGCCCCUCUCCUGAGUGAUGACACAUGCUUUAAUGCAUAUCCUUUCCAAAUCACUGAAAACAUGCUCUGUGCUGGCUAUCUGGAGGGAGGGAAGGACUCCUGCCAGGGUGACUCCGGGGGUCCCAUGAUGUGUGACGGAGAGCUCCAGGGAGUUGUGUCUUGGGGACAUGGUUGCGCUCAGAGAAAGAAGCCUGGGGUGUACACUAAAGUGUGCAAUUACGUCUCCUGGAUCAAGAACACAAUGGCAUCUGGUUGA